AUGGAGAACAAUAAGAUUACUAUGUUCCGGUCACUCGAUGCUCACCUAACUAACUACACCAUCAAGGCGAAGAUCAUAUCAUUGUGGCAUAAAAAAAUGAAUGGUGAUGAAAAGCAAGUAUAUCGAGUUGAUAUGGUUUUGAUGGAUGAGGAGGGUUCGUUUAUGCAAUGUAGUUGUUUGAACAAGCUUUUCAAACGCUUCCUCAAGCAUUUGGUUGUUGAUGACUGUUUAUUGAUUUACAAACCAUCUCUUGCGAAAGAUACUACAAAGAUAAAGGUUACGGGAAAGGAUCAGAAGCUAUCUUUGUAUUCAUUCAGUUCUCUUCUUAAAAUAGAUAAUUGGUCUGGGCCUCGGUACUAUUUUCGUUUCACUGAUUUUAAAUCUGUGUUGACCAAAAAGGUUCCAGCGAAUACUCCUAUAGAUUUUCUUGGAUAUGUGGUUGUGUCUUAUCCUAUUGAGGAUGUGGAUAAAAAGGAUGGCACUAAAACCAAACGAAUGAACCUAACUCUCAAAGAUCUCCAUGAUACCAAGAUUAGUCUUACAUUAUGGGAAAACUAUGCAAUCGAGAUGUCCGAUUACAUGAAUGGUAAGGACCGAGAAGAUCAUGUGGUUCUUCUUGUGCAUUUUGGCACGGUAAACAUCUAUCAAGAAAAAGUUGGCCUUACCAAUAUGUUUGAAGCAAGUCGUCUUUUCAUGAAUUCUGAUAUUGAUGAGAUAAGAGAGUUCAAAGAAAGGUAUGUUGAGAAGGAGUUUUCUCAGUCUUCUUCAAGUAAACAGUCAUGUUCUCAAGUGAUAUCUAAUGUUGAAGAACAGUUUUUAAAUGCUGGUGACUUUGUGUUCAAUGCUUUCAUUUCUUCCAUUGAAGUGGUACAUUUCCUACAUCAUGUAUUUAAUCGUUAA
This is a messenger RNA of Helianthus annuus (common sunflower), 900 nucleotides long. Its product is annotated as replication protein A 70 kDa DNA-binding subunit C-like. The transcript has 6 exons. The coding region runs from base 1 to 900 and encodes 299 amino acids. NCBI's taxonomy places the organism in Eukaryota, Viridiplantae, Streptophyta, Magnoliopsida, Asterales, Asteraceae. The record is from RefSeq and is a predicted model, not a curated record.